UCCCCACGAUGCUGCUGCUGCUGCUGCUGCAGGUCUUGGCAAGCUGCCUCUGGCUGGGAUGCAGUGAGGUGGUGACAUCCUUCGAAAGUUCAUGCCCUCAGUUCUUCUUCCGGGAAACCCCCCCAAAUGAAGCCCUGGAGCCGGAAAGCCCAGCCUGGAUCUGCCAACGUUACAAGAACCAGUAUUAUUUUGCCACCCUCUACGACAGGAAGAGGCGUAUUCCCGUAUACUCUGCUUACCUCUACGAGCCUGGACCUGGCAAGAGACCUAAUACGUGGCUGGUUGAGCCCCAGCUGAUGGGUUCAACAUAUCCCAAAACCAUGGAAAAAGAGCGGACCCUGUUAAACUAUUACAAUGUCAGCUUAGAGGAAAUCAGCAAGACACAGGCUAUCCUCCAAGACUACAAGAACCUGACGGGUUUGAACCGUGGCCAUUUGAACCCCAACGGCCAUCACGCCGACUCCAGCAGCAGGACGGCUACCUUCACCCUCACCAACAUAGUGCCCCAGAAUGUGAAACUCAACGGCGGCGCCUGGAACAACUAUGAGCAGCAAACGAUGAUGAAAAACACCCAGGGCUGUAAAACCACCUACGUCGUCGUGGGCGCCGUGCCUGGGAACAACUACAUUGCCAAGGGGAGAGUUAAUAAACCCAGCCACAUCUGGUCAAGUGCCUGCUGCGAGGUGGAUGCCAACCACAGGAAGGCUUGGGCAGUCAUUGCCGAGAACGACAAGAACGAGGUCCAGCUCCUCACGCUGGGGGAGCUGGAGGAUGUGUUGACCGAGCUGUACGGGAGGGACCAGGUUUAUUUGUUUGACAGUGACUGUCCCCGGGAAUAAGCCCCAUUUCACA
This is a messenger RNA of Opisthocomus hoazin, 852 nucleotides long. RefSeq names its product endonuclease domain-containing 1 protein. Gene Ontology annotation, molecular function: nucleic acid binding; metal ion binding; hydrolase activity. NCBI's taxonomy places the organism in Eukaryota, Metazoa, Chordata, Aves, Opisthocomiformes, Opisthocomidae. The record is from RefSeq and is a predicted model, not a curated record.